AUGGAAUUUUUUUUGUGGUACCCCAACGGAGAAUAUCGGCCUGCCAUGCAAGGAGUCCGCGAGCUGCUGCAGUCUCUGGACGAAGCGGCAGCGGAGAGCGACCGGCGACGGCACGAGUGCUACGAGAGCGAGCCAGACUCGGCAACUUCCCCGGACGCUCUCAGCAACUGCCGCCGAAGGCACGAGCGGAGGCGCCAGCAGAUCGCGGCCAGCUUGGAGCGGGCGGCGUCGCUCUUUGCGCGACGCGAGUGGUGGUACAAGGCGGUGGCUGCGGAGGGGGGGCGGUACUACUGCCUGCGGCGCGGCGCGGCGCUGCAGUUCGUCGUCGGCAAGCGGAUGGUGGCGGAGCGAGCGGGCAGGCCGAGGGCCACCUCUCGUCCAGUGGGUCUGACUCCAUUGCUUUGA
Messenger RNA from Emiliania huxleyi CCMP1516, 405 nucleotides. RefSeq lists its product as hypothetical. Lineage: Eukaryota; Haptophyta; Isochrysidales; Noelaerhabdaceae. The record is from RefSeq and is a predicted model, not a curated record. Bases 1 to 405 code for a protein of 134 amino acids. The transcript has 5 exons.